UUGCUAUCACCAUGAAAGUCAGGGCAUGGCUUAGAGCCACUGAGAGAUAGUAAGAUGGUUGCACUGGGGAGUAUCUGCCCAGAGAAAACAAUGCGUUUUAAGCUCAUGAAGUUGGAUAAACAGAAGUCUUAUUGUGGGAGAUGUUGGGAGUAAUGGACAUCAGAUGGAAUACAUCAAAAUGAUCAAUAUCUCCACAGGGGCAGAGGAGGAGCAUUAAUGGGAUGCCAACAGAUUCACUUGAGGAUGCCCACAGUCUGUCUCAGGGCAACCCUUGCCUGGCUCUAAAUUGAGGAAGAGCAUCAGAUGUGUCAGAAAAAGUAACUAAAAUGGGUAACGCCAUGCGAGGCCUCAUCGCCUUCAUCCCCUCAGAGCGCUGUCAACGCUUCAUAGUAGGGGACUUGAAGGAAAUGCCUCUGGAUCGGACUCUGGACCUGAGCAGCCGACAGCUGCGUUGGCUGCCUCUAACCGCUUGUGUCUUCGAUGAGCUGGUGAAGCUCUACCUGAGUGACAACAACCUCAGCAGCUUACCUGCUGAGCUGCAGGGCCUGAAGAAGCUGCAGCUCCUGGCCCUGGAUUUUAACCAUUUUGAAGAGCUCCCUGCAGCUGUUUGCAAAUUGACCCAGCUCAGCAUCCUUUACCUGGGUAACAACAGGCUUUACUCCCUCCCCCGAGAGCUGGGAGAGCUCAAGGAUCUGAAUACUCUGUGGCUGGAGAUGAAUUGCUUCACUGUUUUUCCCAACGUGGUCUGUGACCUACCUAAUCUCAAGACCCUGCACCUUGGUUACAACCAGAUCCAGAGUUUACCCAAGGAGCUGGGGAUGCUGGAAGAGCUGCGGAGUAUCUGGCUCGCUGGUAAUCAGCUGACAGAGUUCCCUCAAGUGUUGAUGGACAUGCACUUCCUCGCUGUCAUAGAUGUGGAUCGAAACAGAAUCCACCGCUUCCCAGGCCUGUGUCACAUGCAAGGGUUGAAACUUGUCAUCUAUGACCAUAACCCUUGCGUUAACGCUCCGGCAGUGGGCGAGGGAGUCAGGAGAGUUGGGCGCUGGGCGGACUGUUCAGAUGACGAGCAGGAAGAUGACGGGUCUAAAGCAGCAAGUGACACAACAGCAGAGGUCACAGAAGUUCACCCAGAGGAGGAGGAAAACAUUUAGGGUGAAGGAACAGAGUGACCUUCAGCUGUGGAGAGGCCAGGCAGGACUGGACCGUAUUCAAGUGGGACACUUAAAGUGGAGAGGUGUUUUUAUCAGGCUGGUGGUGGUUGGUCCAUGUGGGGCAAAGUCAGGGAGUCAAGCAUUACUAUAAUACAUAAAGUUGUCCAGAAUGAGGUCGUAUGAAACCUGAAAAGAAAAAAUGUUUUACUUUAUUUGGUUACCUAAACUUUAUAAUUGUUAAUCUCUUGUUUUAAUUUUUUUUUU
This is a messenger RNA of Labrus mixtus (cuckoo wrasse), 1415 nucleotides long. RefSeq names its product leucine rich repeat containing 10 (gene lrrc10). Gene Ontology annotation, molecular function: protein binding. The coding region runs from base 327 to 1151 and encodes 274 amino acids. The transcript has 2 exons. The record is from RefSeq and is a predicted model, not a curated record. Lineage: Eukaryota; Metazoa; Chordata; Actinopteri; Labriformes; Labridae.